Pseudogymnoascus verrucosus is the source of this 930-nucleotide messenger RNA. RefSeq lists its product as uncharacterized. The coding region runs from base 1 to 930 and encodes 309 amino acids. The record is from RefSeq and is a predicted model, not a curated record. Gene Ontology annotation, molecular function: chitosanase activity. Lineage: Eukaryota; Fungi; Ascomycota; Leotiomycetes; Thelebolales; Thelebolaceae. The transcript is spliced from 2 exons.
AUGCUUCUCACAAACGCCGCCCUUGUCACUGGCCUUCUUGCCGGAAGCUCUUAUGCUGGCUCCAUCCCCGCCAACGUCAAGACCUUCUACGAUGGCAUCAAGAGCAAAGGAUCCUGCAGCAAGGCUCUCAAGACAGGGUUCUAUGCUCUAGACGGUGGCGCGAAGGACUUCAGCUACUGUGGCGACCACAUGACCGACUACAACGUCCUAUACAUCCAGGGAAAGAAUGGCCAGCUCGCCGAUAUGGAUAUUGACUGUGACGGCAUCAUCAAGAGCCCAUACAGCGAUGGCAGAUGCGAGGCUUCGCAAGACACCCAGCCCCAGUCUUCAUAUAUUGAGCAGAUUCAGGGAUACAACGUCGGAAUUAAAGAUGUCGACUCUUACAUCCACUCUUACGUUGUUCUCGGAAACUAUGCCGACCAAGGGAAAUCUGGUUACACCACUUUCCACCCAACCGACUACGGCAUCGAGCCUCUCAGCAUCGUCGCCGUUGUCUGCAACAACCAGCUCUUCUACGGAGUCUGGGCUGACCAGAACGGUGAUGAUGGACCACCAAUGGUUGGCGAGGCUUCCCUCGCUAUUGCCACCCUCUGCUUCGGCAAGAACGCCGUCAAUGGCGACAAAGGACACAGCGAUCUGGAUGUCCUCUACAUUGCCUUCCCCGGCUCCGACGCCGUCCCCGGCGCCAAGGGUGCCAACUGGAAGGCCUCGACCGCCAAGGCCUUCCAGGACAGCUUGACUGCCCAGGGCAACAAGCUCAUCCAGCGUAUUGGAGGCGGCGGCGGUUCCGGCCCAUCGCCAACCACUACUGGCGGCGGCAGCGGCCCAGCCCCAACCUGUGCGUGGGCGGGACACUGCAAGGGAGCCAGCUGCAAGACGGACGAUGACUGCUCUGAUCCUUGGGGUUGCGUCAGCGGCAAGUGCGCGUAG